AUGAGAAGGCAUUAUUGCAAAUAUUCAGGUGAAAUACUUAACGCUACUGCAACGUCAGGUGGAGUGAAACCAGUUGGAUCUGUUCAAGAAUAUUCAAUAAGAGUACCCAAGAAUACGAGGAAAAAGUAUCAUGUUAUGAGAUUUAACUCGAGUCUUUCUGUCGACUUUGUAAAAUGGAAAACUCAAAACAUUCAAGUCAAAAUGGAGCGUGAAAAUAAUUUUAAAGAAUAUAAGGGUGCUGAAGAAGAAAUACCCAAAUUUGGAGCAGGUAGUGAAUUUGGUAGGGAGGCAAGGGAAGAAGCCAGACGUAAAAAAUAUGGCAUUGUAGCGAAAAAGUAUAAACCAGAAGAUCAACCGUGGAUUUUAAAGCUGGGUGGAAAAAAUGGUAAAAAAUUUAAGGGUAUCAGGGAAGGAGGGGUUGCCGACAAUACCGCUUACUAUGUUUUUACACAAGCCGGAAAUGAAAUAAUUGAAGCAUAUCCAUUACAAGAAUGGUAUAAAUUUCAACCGAUUCAAAGAUAUAAAGCUCUGACUGCAGAAGAAGCUGAAAUCGAGUUUGGAAGACGAAACAAAGUAAUGAAUUUGUUUUCGGUCAUGAUUAAAAACAGAUUUAAAAAUGAGGAAGAUGAAGAAUUAGAAGAUCCGGACAAACCGAAAGGGAAAAAAGGUGGUGGGAAAAAAAAAGAAAGAGAUUUACAAAUCUCUGAAAUGGACGAAUGGAUAAAUUCAGAUGAUGAUUUAUCGGAUUCGGACGACGAUAAGGGGAGCGGUGACGAUGAGGAUUCUAAAAAGAAUAAGAAAAAGGGUAAUAAAAAAAUUGCUCAAAAAAAAAAGAAAAAAGAUUCGGAUGAUGAAGCCGUGGAGGAAAGCGAUGACGGUGACGAAGAAGGCAGAGAAUUAGACUACAUAUCCGAUUCGUCUGAAAGUGCAUCCGAUCACGAAAUGAAAGCCAAUAAAGAAUUGAAGGGGGUUGCAGAAGAAGAUGCGUUAAGAAAAUUGUUGAAUUCCGAGUCGGAAGAUGAAGAAAAUGAAGAAAAGAAAGAAGAGGAAGCAUCUCACAGCGAAGAUGAAGAAUCUAAAAAUAAAAAGGAGAAAGACGAGAAAGCAAACGGUGAUAAAACAAAAGAAGAUGCGAGUAAAAAGAAAAAACCUUCGAAGGAUGUCAAACCCAAAAAUAAAGGCUUAAAAAAAAUCGGAAAGAACGAAGAUGAUUCUUCCAGCGAGUUGAGUCCGAAUAGCUCCGACAGUGAUAGCGAUGCCGGAAAUAACAAAUCCAAAAGUGGAGGAAAAUCAAAAGAGAUGAAUAAUAGCGGUAACAACAAUUCGGGAUCGGGGACUCCGGCGUCGAAUAGCGGACCAAAUGCCGGAGAUAAAAGAAAAUUAACAAAUAGCGAAUCGGCCGUGGCAGCAGCUAAAAAAGCUAAAUUAGAUAAUUCGUCCAUAUCGAGCGGUUCCAGUCUGUCGUAUUUGAACAACAGCAACGAAACGGGAGUGACGGAAGAAGCCGUUCGUCGUUAUCUAAUGAGAAAACCGAUGACGACUAUAGAAUUAUUACAAAAAUUCAAAAGUAAAAAAACGGGUUUGUCAUCGGAUCAACUCGUGAACGUCAUGACGCAAAUAUUAAAGAACAUAAAUCCGGACAAGCAAAUGAUAAAGAAAAAAAUUCACGUGAAAUUUUGCCUUAGAAAAUAA
Pediculus humanus corporis (human body louse) is the source of this 1692-nucleotide messenger RNA. RefSeq names its product transcription initiation factor IIF alpha subunit, putative. The record is from RefSeq and is a predicted model, not a curated record. Gene Ontology annotation, biological process: positive regulation of transcription elongation by RNA polymerase II; transcription initiation at RNA polymerase II promoter. Gene Ontology annotation, molecular function: DNA binding; RNA polymerase II general transcription initiation factor activity; TFIIF-class transcription factor complex binding. The transcript has 11 exons. NCBI's taxonomy places the organism in Eukaryota, Metazoa, Arthropoda, Insecta, Psocodea, Pediculidae. Bases 1 to 1692 code for a protein of 563 amino acids. Gene Ontology annotation, cellular component: nucleus; transcription factor TFIIF complex.